This is a messenger RNA of Acanthoscelides obtectus, 108 nucleotides long. NCBI's taxonomy places the organism in Eukaryota, Metazoa, Arthropoda, Insecta, Coleoptera, Chrysomelidae. The record is from the annotation of a GenBank genome assembly.
AUGAUCACAUUUUGUGGUAGGAAGGUUUUUGGCCAUAAACGCCUCUUAAAAAAAUUAUGGUCCGACAAUACGUUCAGGCGUCAUAUCCACAUCAAAAAUCAUACAUGA